AUGUCAAACGAUCGCAGUCUUCGAGAACAACUUCUUGAAUGUUAUGAAGAUAUCGAUUCGAUUUCAAAACAGGUCUUAGUUGGACAUGUAGAAAGAGAACAAUUAAUACGAAAAUUGGAGAAAGCUAUUGAAGAACGGAAUGCAAUCAUCGAAGAAAUUCAGACUAAACUCAUAAUAUCCGAGCGAGCCUUAACUGAAGCAGUUUAUCAGGCUGGUAUAAAAGUCAAAUCAAUUCAUCAAGCUGAAUCUAAGAAAGUGAAUAGCGAGCAAAUAAUCCGAUUCGCUAAUCAAAUCAGUAAGUCAUAUUCUAUUGCUGCACCACUCCAUUGGCAGCUUGGUGAUCCUUCUCGACCAUUUCCUACUGAAAUAGAUUUCCGACUAUCUUCAUUAGCAGUACCUCGAAUAACUGCGCCAGCAGCAACAUCUGCGGCUACAUUAUCGCUUCUUAGACAGCCGUCAAAUUCCCAGACAAUAUUACGAGGUUCUAGUCGUGGAUCACCAAUGGUAUCAUAUUCUGCCUCCAUGCAGCAAAGGUCAUGGAGUCCACGAGGAUCAUUUACUCAGCAGUCGGCAUCACCUCGUGGUCGUGGUAGUCGUGGUAGUGGGUUGACAUCGCCAAGAGUUGGUGGUCCAGCAUUUUUGCAACGACGACAGUCUGGAAAUAGUCCUCGAAUUUCCAGUCCAUCAUCUGCAUACACUAUAGGAAAUAAAAGCAACAUAAAUAUGCCGUCUAUUGAGCCUGCUAUUGAGCAAAUGAGCUCAGAUUCUAGCAGUAGUUCGAGUAGUGAUGAUGGCAGCCCAUCAUAA
This is a messenger RNA of Dracunculus medinensis (Guinea worm), 807 nucleotides long. NCBI's taxonomy places the organism in Eukaryota, Metazoa, Nematoda, Chromadorea, Rhabditida, Dracunculidae. The record is from the annotation of a GenBank genome assembly.